AUGGCUACCACGGUUAGACCCACGAUCAUCGUACGCAUCACCUGCAAACUCAGCGCUGAAGACGUUUGCUACGGGAGGCUCAUCAGCGCCCUCGAGGCCUCUGGCUACGAGGUGCACUGCCCCCGCCUGUUGUCCGUGAACGAGGCCCGCCCGCCCAACGCCGGACUGUCCGACGACUCGGCGCUCAUACGCAGCUACGUGGAGAGCUUGGUGCGGGCUGGACGGUCUGUUGCAGCAAUUGGCCACUCCUACGGCGGGCAGGUCAUCUCCAACGCCCUCUACGGGCUGGGCGUCGAUGCGCGUGCUGCAAAGGGCCUCAAGGGCGGCGUCUCGCACCUGAUUUACAUGGCGGCAUUCGCCGUCCCCGAGGGAGUGGCAAUGAUGGACAAGGUCGAGAAGUUCGGCAACAUGGACUUGGUCCCAAUCGCCUUCCACUUCGCUGACGAUGGUACCUGCGUCAGCGGCGACCCGAAGACCCUGCUGAUCGGCCCCGGCCCCAGCGACGCAGAGGUCGAGGCCUACAUGAAGACCUUCGUUUCCGAGAACGCUGCCUGGCGCGAGAUUCCAGUCGCCUACAUCAAAGCCUCGGCCGACAUGACGGUGCCCGUCCACUACCAACAGCACUUCAUCAACGAGAUGGAGAAAUAA
Molecule: messenger RNA, 648 nt
Organism: Diaporthe citri
Lineage: Eukaryota; Fungi; Ascomycota; Sordariomycetes; Diaporthales; Diaporthaceae
Exons: 4
Coding region: 1-648 (215 amino acids)
Source: RefSeq, a predicted model, not a curated record